GGGGAGAGGAAGAGUGAGUAAGGGGAGGGAGAGAGAGAAAGAGUUUCCAAACUUGUCUCCAGUGACAAGAGACAUUUACGCCCUGCAAGAUAAAACUGCCACUUAGAGCCCAGGAAAGCUAGAUCUCCCCGGGUUGGCCUGGGGGCUUGAGCGGAGUCAUGGGUUCCCCAGUCGGACGGCUGUGCGCUCUUCUCUGCCUGGUGGCUCACUCGGUUUCUGGCAGCCCCAUCAUGAGCCUUGAGCAGUCGCCUCUGGAAGAAGAUAUGCCCCUCUUUGACGAUGUCUUCUCAGAGCAAGAUGGUGUUGACUUUAACACUCUGCUACAGAGCAUGAAGGAUGAGUUUCUGAAGACAUUGAACCUGUCUGACAUCCCCAUGCAGGAUUCAGCCAAGGUUGAUCCACCAGAGUACAUGCUGGAACUCUACAACAAAUUCGCAACAGAUAGGACCUCCAUGCCCUCUGCCAACAUCAUUAGGAGUUUCAGGAAUGAAGAUCUGUUCCAACCAGCCAGUUUUAAUGGGCUCCGAAAAUACCCUCUCCUCUUCAACGUGUCCAUUCCUCACCAUGAGGAGGUCGUCAUGGCUGAACUAAGGCUGUAUACGCUGGUGCAAAGAGAUCGCAUGAUGUACGAUGGUGUGGACCGGAAAAUUACCAUUUUUGAAGUACUGGAGAGCAGAGGGGACGAGGGUGAAAGAAACAUGCUGGUCUUAGUGUCAGGGGAGAUCUAUGGGACCAACAGUGAGUGGGAAGCUUUUGACAUCACAGAUGCCGUCAGGCGUUGGCAAAAGUCAGGCUCAUCCAUCCACCAGCUGGAGGUCCACAUUGAGAGCAGACACGACGAAGCCGAGGACCCCAGCAGGGGACAGCUGGAAAUAGACACGAGCACCCAGAAUAAACAUAACCCUUUGCUCAUUGUGUUUUCUGAUGACCAGAGCAGUGAAAAGGAGCGGAAAGAGGAAUUGAAUGAAAUGAUCGCCCACGAACAACUUCCGGAGCUGGACAACCUGGGCCUGGAUGGCUUUUCCAGCGGACCUGGGGAAGAGGCUUUAUUGCAGAUGAGGUCGAACAUCAUCUAUGACUCCACAGCCCGCAUCAGAAGGAACGCCAAAGGAAACUACUGCAAGAGGACCCCACUCUACAUCGACUUCAAGGAGAUUGGGUGGGACUCCUGGAUUAUUGCUCCGCCUGGAUAUGAAGCCUACGAGUGCCGUGGUGUUUGCAACUACCCCCUGGCAGAGCACCUCACGCCCACGAAGCAUGCGAUCAUCCAGGCCUUGGUCCACCUCAAGAAUUCCCAGAAGGCUUCCAAAGCCUGUUGUGUGCCCACAAAGCUAGAGCCCAUCUCCAUCCUCUAUUUAGACAAAGGUGUUGUCACCUACAAGUUUAAAUAUGAAGGCAUGGCUGUCUCUGAAUGUGGCUGUAGAUAGGAGUCCUGUGGCUUAUUUAAUACUUGUAAAUGUGUAUAUUUGGUGUUCCUAUUUAAUGAGAUUAUUUAAUAAGGGUGUACAGACAGUACAGGCUAGCUGCCGUAGGGAAAAGGACAGGUUAGUUUCUUGCAGGAAAUACAUACUUUACUAUCUGCUCUAGUCCCUUCCAAUCUGUUUCUCUUUGUUCUUGCCAUUUCCUGGCAAUUCCAACUCCAUGUCCUUUUGGAAACAACAAUCCCUAAGCAAAAUGCAGUGUCAGAAGACACAUAUUAUGUAUGUGUAUGUGCACAUACAUGAACUUAAGCAAAUCUUUUGGUUCUUUAGGGGAGGAUUAAAUUCACAUACAUACAUGACUCACUCAACGUGCACAUGUUAAAGAUCAACAGUGCGUUCUCAGUCACCUCUUCUGAGUAGGAUUAUGACCAGAUAAUUUGCAUCAGGACUUUAACCAUCCAAGGAAGUAUUACUUUCCCUAAACACUCUGGAAAGGUAAAUGUAGCUUUUGUCAGUUGAGUUUGCCAUUGCUCAGACCUGGUAAAGGUCGCUUCAAGGGAGGGGUUAUUUGAUGCCAAACGGCUUCAAAAGUCCUUAGAGGUACAACAGCAAAGAACGAACCCUUGGAGGACCAGAGGGCAGUGCCUGGUGAGGACAGGAAAGCAGGAGGGACUUCAGGAUGUGAGGUGUUCCAGAGACAAUAGGACAGCAAGGCUGUGUGUAUCCCCUGUUACUGCUACCAGGGGUGGAGGGAUGGCACAGUUCUCGAAGGAGAGAGAGGGAAAGGACACAGAUGCUAUCCCCAGAUGCAGCUGUAAAAUCAGAAGCAGUGCUAAAUGGAGAAUUAAAUCGUUGGUACAAAAUAAAAUAUAUUAUCAAAAUCCAAGAGGAGGAAAGGCACACGGGACCUGUUUGUUGGGCUCUUCGCCUCUUAGUAUUUUUCUUCACUUGUUAGUCUUCUCCCUGCCUCCUCACUGCCGUCUUCCUCUCCCCGCUUCCUUCUCUGUCCUGGUGCCUCACGUCCUCCUCCCCUUCCUGUGACCCCUGUCUUCCUCGGCCCUCGUUGCUCAUACUCUGGGCUGCAAAGAGACUCCUAAAAGCUUGUGUUCUUAGGGUAAAAGAAGUUAGUGUUCUACUUUUAAAAUUUACCCCAGAUAUUAAAUUUGAUGUUAUUUUAACGAUAUGCUUUAUGAAAUGUUUUGUUCACGAAAAACACUUAAGUAUUAGAAAAAAAAAAAAGAAACAGAGUCCCAUUUAAACAAGUGAAGUAAUGAAAAGACCUGAACAAAUGACUUGAAAGGUAAGCCUGAAUUUUGAAAUUAAGUUUGCUCCAUGGUGGAAACCCAGUAACCUUCCCAUCUUCUCAUUUUGCAUCUGGCCAGGACUGGGGGGCUGAGAAGUGUUCCCGCCAGGAAUGGACUGGUGGGUCUGCCCAGCAGGUGGCAGGGUGGAAGGACAUAUUGACUGUGGCUCCAGGCUGAACCCCUACCUGCUUCCCCAAACACAUCCCAGGUUUGUAUAGGAGGAGCCAGAGCAGAGAAGUUCCCAAACCUCUCUGGCGUCUCCAGGCAGCAACUUGGAUGGCUCACACUGGACUUGGGAAUGUGAUUUUCAGUACAUUGUCCCCAUUCACCCCACUUACCUUAGGAAAGCUUCCUUAACAAGUCCGGGAAACUAUCAGCUUCCCUUUAAGAACUACUUAAGGUUAUAAACUCAUGUUGCACUAGACAGUGGAGGUGGGGAAAGCUAUUUUGAAGACUUAUUGCCCAGUUUGGACCUCAGUCCCAUACAUUUAUUAUUCACUGGUGUCCAGAGGGAAAAUCCUAGGGAUUGCCCACGGAGGAGUCAUAUUUUGAUCAUCAGUGGGUAAACAACGACUGAUCAUUUGAGAAGGUCAGGCAACUCAGAACACUCAUUUGUGGAAAAGCCUCCAAUUAACAUGAUGUCUGUGAGUGCUGAGGGCAUGUGUGUCCGUGUGGCUGGUUUGGGAUAGCCACGCUCAGUAUCCUCACUGGAAUGUGGUGCAUUCUGUAUACUCCAUGCUACUCAAUGUACAUUCACAGACUCCAUGGUACUUCUUAUUCUACCCUUCUUAAAGGGUAUAAAAUAAGACCUCAGCUGACCAGGAUAGCUCUGGCUAGAUCAAAUUUUUCUUUGUGUUUGAAAUAUGUAAGAGAGUGGUAUGCUGGUAAAUACCUUGCAACCAGCAACUUGGGGUGGGGGAAAAAGCCCCAAUUCGUGGAUUUCGAUGAUGUAAAUGUCCAUUUCAAGCUUCCUGUGUGAUGCCAAAUGGCUUGCAAGAGUCCUGAAAACUUAGUCAGCUCUCAGGAGCCACGUACGAGCUCCAGCACACUGCUGACAGUAGCACACUUUAGAAGCUAAGGACGGGCCAGCUCUGGCUUUCCACCGUGCAUGCUGCUGGCUUUCCCAGCCUGCUUGGAGAAACCUUGUCUCAAGCACUUACAAUCACUCGUCUGUCAAAGGGGUGCUAGGCUGAAUCUAGCUAUUAUAGAUGUUUCUCUGUUACCAGUAAACCACAUUUCUAUGAUCUUUUUCUUCCUUAGAAAAAGGAGUACAGAAAGUCACAUAUUGGUCAUUCAAAUGGUCAGUAGUUGUAUUUUUCUUUUCUUGCCUUCUUUUUAUCAAAAAGGAAAAGACAUAACCAGCAGGAGAGUUCUCCUUGUUCCCCACACCCCCGGCCAGCAUGCCUGCACCACCUCCACUUCACUGCAUUGACAGGAAGCUAUAAAAUUGUCAGGUCUUUAGAAAAGUAGAACUUACUAACAUCUUCUCUGGCCGUAGACCUUCUGCUAUGUUCUGCACUAAUCUUCUUUUUAUGGCAGAAUUAUCAUCAUUGAAGUUGAUAAACCUACAUGACCCUCGAGGAAAAUUGUCGCAGAAGGACUUGGGCAGCCAACAACCUAAAUAUUCAUGUAAACAUUUCUAAGCUUCCUGCUAUUUAUUGAUUGAUGUAUUUAUUUUUGUAAUAUAAUGUGGAAUACUAAAUAGUUUAUUUUUAUGUCUUUGCUUCCCUCUUGGAUAGGGUAGUCUUCUGUGCUUUUCAAAUAGAAUCUUUCCUUAGAGUACAGCUCACUUACAGUACGUAGUCUGUAUUUUCAGCCCUCUCUCUUUUUGCGUCAAAAUAUUCUGUUACUCUAAGGAGUCUGCCAUAAGCUUGCCAUAAUUUUGUAUAUUUGUGUCUUGUAGGCAUGCUGUGAGCCCCUGAGUAUAUUUACUGAUUUGUAAAUAGCAGAGUUUUAACUGAAGUGUUGAUGUUCCAGAAAUUAUUUAACCAAUGAAUUGCCAUGACGUUCCAUGAAGUGACAUUGUCAGUUUGUCAGAAUAGGCAAAUAUUGUCGGGCUAUGAGGGGACAUGAGUGCUACUCAAUGAACAGGGGCAGUAUUGAAUUCACUGUUUUCAUCCCAAAGAAGGGCCAUCCCCUAUGGCCUUCACCAACCCACCAAUUCAGAGACUCAAUUUGACAAAACUAUUUGCAUCUGGAUUAACUCCCCUAUAAAUGUCAAAAAUGUUAAAUUACAAUUACCAGAAGAGUCAGCCUCAAAGUGCCUAAUUUAUUCCUGUUGAAUAAUUUUUGGUUUGGGAAAUUAAUGAUAUAAACCUUUUCCAGAAUGAUUAUGAAAUGUAUCGGUAUUCUUUAGGAUUUACAGUCUUCAUGUAAAAGAUGUUUUCAUAUAAAGGAAUGUCACAUGUUACUUCUUACCAAAUUUUCAACAAACCAUAAAGUACAGCACAGUUUGGGCAAAAAGGAUUCGCGAUUUGUUUCGAACACAGAAGGGACAGUGUUCUUUUUAAGGAUGGUAGACCUUUUCAGAGUCAUUGUGGGUUGUAGCUCUUUGUAGGUCUGCAAGCUCACAUGUGGUGAAAGAGGAAAUGCUACUCUGACUCUGCAUUUUUUGCUUCUAAAAAAGGACAUUUGAGUUUUUAUAUGACAUGGAAGGGAAGUAGACAGCACAGUACCAUGGCAGCAUACAAAGGUGUUCCUGCAUGUGGACUUGUGCUCAUAAGGUAAUAACCCUAUCAAGGAACGACUGGUGGUUGUGACCCACAUGUUUCUAUCACACUCAAACACUGGUUUUGUGAGCGCCUCUCCCAACAGUGGUGGGGUGACCACUCUGCCCACCUGCCAAGCAUCCACGGACGUGGACAAUCCACUCACUGUGGACACACCAAAUCAGCUGAAGUGUGUUCAUGUUCUUGGGUAAAACCUGUUCUUUCUUCACCAAAUUGAUGUAGUGACUACAGGAAUAAAAGGAAAGUGGAAACAAAUGUUGUACCCUGUGUUCAUAAGCUAAAUAUGUACAUUCAAAGUUGUCUUGUUGAAUAAAAUGGA
Nycticebus coucang (slow loris) is the source of this 5773-nucleotide messenger RNA. RefSeq names its product bone morphogenetic protein 10 (gene BMP10). The record is from RefSeq and is a predicted model, not a curated record. Bases 159 to 1427 code for a protein of 422 amino acids. NCBI's taxonomy places the organism in Eukaryota, Metazoa, Chordata, Mammalia, Primates, Lorisidae. Gene Ontology annotation, biological process: SMAD protein signal transduction; BMP signaling pathway. The transcript is spliced from 2 exons. Gene Ontology annotation, molecular function: growth factor activity; cytokine activity. Gene Ontology annotation, cellular component: extracellular region.